Molecule: messenger RNA, 2799 nt
Organism: Ilyonectria robusta
Lineage: Eukaryota; Fungi; Ascomycota; Sordariomycetes; Hypocreales; Nectriaceae
Product: putative coenzyme A synthetase
Exons: 2
Coding region: 460-2799 (779 amino acids)
Molecular function (GO): long-chain fatty acid transmembrane transporter activity; long-chain fatty acid-CoA ligase activity
Source: RefSeq, a predicted model, not a curated record
GCUGCAUUAGCCCGAUUUCCGUCGGUAUGAGCUGCCAACGCUUUCUCGGUAUAAGAUGCCAGCGCAUGGUCGGUAUAGACUGCUAUAGUGCGAUAAUCGGGCUAGAUUGAGGUGGAUCCAUUAACAACCCAUCCCAGCUGACGAUGAAUGUCGAUAAGCAGAUGAACAGCCCAACGGUUCUCGGCAAGCAUCUCUUUUAAAUAUUUUUCGGGACUAGCUAGGAUUUGAUACCCACUAUCUAGUGUCCCCUCAAGAUGGAUUUUGGUGUCGUUGAGCUUGUUCGUCUCACAGGGACCUAGCGUUGAAGAACCACGGUGUCGUUGGCUGUCGAAAAUCGGCGGUCCUCUUCAAAUGACGGCUAUAAGUAGAUAGAUCCUGUUGCGAAAUGGUUCUGUUCAUUCCAGCAUUUCAACAUUAUCUUAAACUCUUCACAUCUCUUACUCCAAGUCCAUCGCCGAGAUGGACUCCAACUCAGUUUUGGUGGAACACCCCGCGUCCGGCAUCGUCAGGAUUAUUUUGAACCGACCCAAGGCCUUGAAUGCACUCAAUGUCGAUCUCCUCGACAGCCUUGUCCGAGCUCUUCGCGAGAAUGCCCAAGCCCGCAUCAUCGUACUUGAAGGUGCUGGAGAACGCUCGUUCUGCGCCGGCGAGGACCUGAAGCAGACACUCGCUCCGGUCACAGGAACGCCGCAAGAGCUGCGAGAGGCGUUCCACAAACUGCAAGACCUCACCCGCCUCACCUCUUCCUCACAGGCUGUGGUGAUCGCUGUCGUUCAGGGAUUUGCCAUCGGAGGUGGUGCGGAACUGGCACUGGCUGCUGAUUUUGUCAUCGGCGGACCUGCUGCCAAGUUUCGCUUCCCUGAGGUUCCCAUCGGCCAUGCAGCCACGGGCGGCAUUACUCUACGCCUGACCCAUUUAGUUGGGUUGUUAAAGGCAAAGGAUCUGCUCCUGACUGGUCGUUGGAUUGAGUCUUCUGAGGCGCUCAAAAUCGGCCUGCUUAGCGAGAUCAGCGAGGACCCAAAGCGUCGCGCUUUAGAGCUGGCGGUAGAGAUGGCCAAACUCCCUGCGAUUUCGCUGGCGUCUUCUAAAACCUCUCUGGAGCGAGCUGUAUUCACCAACAUGGAAGCUUGCUUGCAGGACGAAAUCAACGUCGCAAGCUACUGUUUCGCCCAGAGCGACGCCACCAAGGCCUUCAGCGACUUUGCUGCUCGGAAAACUCGCCAAUCUGGGAAAAAUACUGGAAAACCUCCCGUUAGGGACAUCAACGCAGCUCUCAAGCGGGUUGUAGACAGCUUCCCCGACAGAACGUUCCUCCGCUUCGGUGGCAGAGAUAUUACUUUUGGCGAGUUUGAUGUGGCAAUGAGAAAGCUUGCUGGAGGAUUGAAGCGGGCCGGCAUCCAACCAGGCGACAGAGUGCUGGUGAUGAUGGCAAACAGCGUCGAAAUGGUGUAUUCCUGGAUGGCCACCAAUCAACUGGGUGCUGUGUGGGUUCCAGUCAAUACGGAGCUGAAAUCUGUCACUCUGAAGCAUGUCAUCCAAGCUGCUCAGCCAAAACUCGCCAUUGUUGAUGUUGCACUUUGGCCGGAGCUCAAGUCAUUGAACGUGUUGGAGGACAGCUCUGUUUACGUCCAUGGUCAAUGCGAUGGACUUGCGGCCAACUUCUCGACUCUACUACAGUCAAGCAUUGCGGUUGGUGAUUCUGCCAAAGUAACACCAGCUACUACUUCUGCAUUCCUCUAUACAAGCGGCACCACAGGAAGGUCAAAGCCUUGUGUGCUCUCCCACGAGUACUUUAUCCUCCAGGCACAGGCGCUUAUAGAGAGCUGCGGACUGCGAGCCGACGACGUUCUUUUCUGCUCAUUCCCUCUUUUCCACGCGGAUGCCACCGCACUUACAAUCAUCCCGGCCAUCCUUCUUGGUGCUGUCGCGGCUCUGUCUGUCCGCUUCACUGCUACCAGAUUUUGGGAUGAGAUCCGUGCCGCCAAGGCCACAGUUUACGACUUCAUGGGUGCCACUUUGGCGUUGACGUACAAGCAGCCGCCCAGCGACCGCGACCGCGACCAUAGUGUGCGUCUAGCCUGGGGAGUUCCUAUCCCCCAGUUCGGCGAAGCAUAUGAAGAACGAUUUGGCCACCCGCUUACCACUCUGUACGGAAGCGUCGAAGCCAGCCUUCCCAUCAUCCAGGAUCGUAGCCGCAAACUCCCAGUUGGCUCUUGCGGAAGGCUUAGGGAAGGCCACCAGCUUCGCAUCGCUAAUGACAUGGAUGAAGAGCUGCCUCCAAACACUCCAGGUCACCUGCUUUUGAGGAGCGAUGUGCCAAACGCCUUCUUUCAGGGAUAUUUCAAUGACCCGGAGAAUACGGCAGCUGCGUCCCGUGGUCUAUGGCUUCACACAGGAGACAUUGCCAAAGUUGACGACGAGGGGAAUGUCUACUUUAUAGGCCGAGUCAAAGACGUAGUGCGCCGGCGUGGUGAGAACGUCAACGCGGCUGAAGUAGAAGAAGAGUUCCUGCAGCACCCAGAGGUAGUCAUCGCGGCCGCAUAUGGCGUGCCGUCACAGCUGGGGUCUGGAACGGAAGAGGAUGUCAAGGUCGCAGUGCAGAUGCGGGCGGGCAGCACCAUUGACGAGAAAGGGCUUUGGGAGUGGGCGGUGCAACACAUGGCGAGGUUUCAGGUGCCAAGCGUCAUAGAGUUUGUCGAUGAAAUAAAGAAGACGCCAACGGGAAAGAUGGAGAAGGGUGGGUUGAAGACGGAGGGAGGUCAGCGAUUUGACAUCCGGGAUUUGAAGAAGGUAGCAUGA